Molecule: messenger RNA, 732 nt
Organism: Symbiodinium sp. CCMP2456
Lineage: Eukaryota; Dinophyceae; Suessiales; Symbiodiniaceae
Source: the annotation of a GenBank genome assembly
AUGCUGCCUAUUUCCAAGGUGGAUGACUCAGAGCGGUCCAGAAUUCCCGUGGUUGAGAAGGAGGCAUAUGCACAGAGCAUCCAGCGCUUCGGUGUGGACAACUUCGGCAAGAUUGGAGGUCGCUGCCUGAUGAACCAACUUGGCAUCGGCCGGGCAGAGGAGGCAUGGCUCCAUGAGGUGAAGCACUUCCUGAGAGCAUGGUCCGAAGGUGUUGGCACAGUUUCCUCCGAUUGGAAGGCACAGACGGCGCAUCGUCGCAUCUAUGCCUUUGCCGAGUUCUCCUUUGCGAGCACAUUCCUGCCGGGGAAAAGCCUCUUGGAAGGAAGCCUGUUCCAGCUGAACGGCCUCCAUGCCGACCCAGAGUUUACAUUCCGGCCGUGGCUUUGUGCCGUGCAGCUGCCCAUCAGCAAGUGGGUUGACAGGAGCCUUUGCGCGGAGUUCCAGCUUCUCGGCGAGGUGUGUGAACUACUCCACCGCUCGGGCAUAGAUUUGACUUGCCCGGAGCUGAGAUACUCAGUCCACGGGGACCUGAACCUGUACCUCUCCGAGCCGUCCUGCGUUUCCUGCGUUGGUGCCAUGAAACAAUUCCAGACGCUGCUUCCAGGUGCAAACCUCUUUGUCGAAUGUGGAAGUGUGAUUGAGCCGUUGACGGCCAGAAGACAGCAGCUGAAGACCCGAGGAUCGCCGAGGAACGAGGGCAUCCCUUCUUCGGCUUCGUUGUCAUCUGACUAA